AUGAUUAUUGAUGUUGAUGGAAUUGCAUAUUUGAAAUCAGAAUUGUCUCAUCGUUUUGAAAUGAAAGACUUAGGUACAUCAUCUUAUUUUUUAGGGUUCAAAGUUGUUUCUUUUCCUAGAGAUUAUCUUAUCUCUCAAUCCAAGUGUGCUAAGAAUGUUAUUGAGCAUGCUCAUCUUACUAAUACUCCUCUUGAAUUCGAAACUCGAUAUUCACCAUUUGACGAUUUUGUUUCAACUCCUACUAUAGUUCAUUGGGCAGCUAUUGUUCUUAUUUUGCACUAUCUUCAUGCUACUUGCUUUCAGAGUUUUUUAUUUUUAUCUACCUCCUCUUUAGUGCUUCGUGCCUACUCUGAUGCUGAUUGGGCUAGUAACUCCUCCGACGCAAGUCUACUACUGGCUUUUGUAUCUUUUUGGAAUGACACUGUUUUUCUAGCUUUUGUUUCUUCAUUGUUGCAACUUGCUGACUUCUUUACGAAGUCUCAGCUAUUUCCUUCUAAG
Molecule: messenger RNA, 498 nt
Organism: Olea europaea var. sylvestris
Lineage: Eukaryota; Viridiplantae; Streptophyta; Magnoliopsida; Lamiales; Oleaceae
Exons: 4
Source: RefSeq, a predicted model, not a curated record